This is a messenger RNA of Sclerotinia sclerotiorum 1980 UF-70, 636 nucleotides long. RefSeq lists its product with no specific name. The record is from RefSeq and is a predicted model, not a curated record. The transcript has a single exon. NCBI's taxonomy places the organism in Eukaryota, Fungi, Ascomycota, Leotiomycetes, Helotiales, Sclerotiniaceae. Bases 1 to 636 code for a protein of 211 amino acids.
AUGUCGAGCUCUUUCCAAACCUCCAUAGAUGAUCUCGCAGGCAUCGUUGCAUUUUCCAACAAUUCAAACGAGUGGAGCUUCCGAGGGAUUACCAUUUCAGCAGAACAAUACUCCGGCAACAUAGAUGCGGACCUUGCUGCACUCCCGACAGAAGACAUCUCUGGCAACACGGACCCCGCGGCCGCAAAGGGCAACCAGUGUCACAAACUCGCAGAUGGACCUGCACGGCAAUCUUUCUUUGACCGUCGUCUAUCUGCCAGCACUUGUGCCGCAACUUCGUACGUGGAUGCGGAGGCAUCCAUGAAGCUGAACUACACCCCACCUUCUUUCGAGUCGACGUCACAAUUUUCGACUUAUAUCCAUACUCCGACCACCUCGGUUGAUGAGUCCGGGGAGGAGAGCGUUUCCCUGGUCCAAGAUGACUCGGUCGAGCUGCAACAACCAUCUUUGUACUCUCGGCUUCCUGCCUACGCCAGUGGAAUCACACCGCUAGAAUCCUGGUACAAUGAACAUGAGCGACACGAGCUUAUUGCUUACAAGUUGUCGUACCACGAAAGGGACCCAAUGGCACAAAGGAGUCCAAGAAAUCGGAUGGUGAAGAGGAUCAAAAGCGCGAGUGAUAGGGCAUCUAGAUAA